This is a messenger RNA of Theobroma cacao (cacao), 1836 nucleotides long. Its product is annotated as oligomeric golgi complex subunit-like protein. The record is from RefSeq and is a predicted model, not a curated record. Lineage: Eukaryota; Viridiplantae; Streptophyta; Magnoliopsida; Malvales; Malvaceae. Gene Ontology annotation, molecular function: protein binding.
UGUGUAACUGGUGUCAUUAUUCAUUUCCGGCUGACAGAAACCAGACAACAAAGAAAUGCAGCAAGCUCUCUUUAGUUCCUCCAAAACCGUCUCUCGUUCACUCACCUUCCCGCCAAAACCUCCAUUUCUCUUCUUCCGUUCCUCCUCCUCAUCUCCGGGCCCACCCCACAAGCAACAGCCACCUCGUACUUGCACUUCCGCGAUUGGUUCCCCGGCACGAGUUCAAAAACUUAUAUCCGCCCAGUCCGACCCCCUCCUCGCCAAAGAAAUCUUCGACUACGCCUCUAAUCAACUCGGUUUUCGCCACUCUUACUCUUCGUUUCUCGUCCUCAUUCUCAAACUCGGCCGAUCCAAACACUUCUCUCUCGUCGACGACCUUCUCAUUCGCCUUAAAACCGACAGGUACCCUGUAACCCCGACUCUGUUUUCUUACCUUAUCAAAAUCUACGCCGAAGCAAAUUUACCCGAAAGGGCUCUCAAAACAUUUUACAAGAUGCUUGAAUUCAACAUCAAGCCUUUGCCCAAACACUUAAAUCGCAUUCUCGAACUGCUUGUUUCUCAUCGUAACUUUCUGAUGCCUGCCUUUGACCUUUUCAAGAACGCUCACAAACACGGGGUUUUACCCAAUACGAAAUCUUACAAUAUUUUAAUGGGUGCGUUCUGUAUGAAUGGGGAUUUGAGUGUUGCUUACAAACUGUUCAACAAAAUGUUUGAGAGAGAUGUUGUGCCGGAUGUCGAGUCGUAUAGGAUAUUAAUGCAAGGGCUAUGUAGGAAGAGUCAAGUGAAUACAGCUGUGGAUUUGUUGGAAGAUAUGUUGAAUAAAGGGUUCAUACCGGACUCGUUGAGUUAUACUACCUUGUUGAAUAGUUUGUGUAGGAAGAAGAAGCUUAGGGAAGCUUAUAAACUUCUUUGUAGAAUGAAAGUUAAAGGGUGUAAUCCUGAUAUUGUGCAUUAUAAUACGGUUAUAUUGGGUUUCUGUAGAGAAGGGAGAGCUCUGGAUGCGGUUAAGGUUCUUGAGGAUAUGCCUUCAAAUGGAUAUUUGCCGAAUUUGGUUUCUUAUAGGACUUUGAUAGGGGGUUUAUGUGAUCAAGGGAUGUUUGAUGAGGCUAAAAAGUAUAUGGAGGAAAUGUUGAUAAAGGGGUUUUCUCCACAUUUUUCGGUUUCUCAUACUUUAGUCAAGGGGUUUUGUAAUGUUGGUAAGAUUGAGGAAGCUAUUGGAGUGUUUGGGGAAAUGCUGAAGUAUGGGGAAGUGCCACAUAUGGAUACUUGGGUAUUGAUAAUUCCUAGGAUUUGUGAAGAUUAUGAAACGGAGAGAAUGGGGGAAAUUCUAGAAGAGGUUAUGAAGGUAGAAAUUAAACGAGACACAAGAAUAGUAGACGCAGGCACUGGAUUGGAGGAUUACCUCAUUAGGAAAAUACGAUCUAGAUCAAAGAGACCUUGAAUAGCAUUACAGAUACUGCAAAUUUUUUUUUUUGAAAUUUACAGAUACUGCAAAUUUAAUUGGCUAUCUGCCCUCGGAAUCUUUGAAUUUUCUUAAUCCAGGGUAUGUGGAAGAUUGGCUGUUCUAGCCACCCAUUACGGGAGCCUCUUGAAAAGAUGCAUUUUGCUCAGUGAUUUUUGGAUCCAUAGAAAAGCCACCAACAGAAGCUUAUGGUAUUUUUCAUUGAUAACAGGCGGUUUGAUUGAAUAUAGGUGCAUUCUAUGACAGUUUUCACAAAGAAUUUCCAUGGUCCACCUAAUUUUUGGCUGGUAUCAGGUUUCUUGAAGCUCCAACAUUAGAAUCAGAUUGUUGGUUACUGUUGUGAAAGUUUCUUCAAGCAAUUUUAGGUAACCGUU